AUGAAUGCGCAAGUGCUUGUUCGUUCACAACAGCAUCUGAGGAACACGCACACAGAUAUAUAUAUAUAUAUAUAUAUAUAUAUAUAUUUCACGACUUUAGGUGCACUGAAGGAGAUGACGUCUUCGUCAAAAUCCAAGUACCACGUGCCGGAGCUGACCCAAGAUGAUGUUCCCGGUGGAGCGUGCUGCGUGGCUGAGACCACAUUUGCAACCCAAUUCCCUAGUUAUCUGGAGAGCUACAUACGAAGUAUUUGGCCAGCAGUGGAGACGGUCCUUGGGCAACACCAACUGACAGGGAAGUUGGACCUAAUGGAGGGAUCCAUGACCGUUGCAACUACCCGUCGGACGUGGGACCCAUACGCUAUCGUCAAGGCACGUGACUUUAUACGACUUCUCGCUCGAAAUGUUCCCCUCGCCCAGGCGCAGAAAAUAUUCCAAACGGAAAUUACUUGUGACAUCAUUCCCAUCUCACUAAAGGGAAAGAGCACUCGCAGAUUUAUAAAACGGCGCGACCGACUCAUUGGCCCCAAGGCCCAGACGCUAAAAGCUUUAGAAAUUCUCACGGGCUGUUAUGUUCUCGUUCAGGGAAAGACAGUAGCUGUGAUGGGCCCCGUGAAGGGGUGCCAACAGGUGCGAAAGAUUGUUGACGACUGCAUGAACAACAUCCAUCCAAUCUACGGUCUCAAGCAGCUACUCAUCAAGCGGGAGCUCGCAAAACGUGAAGACCUAAAGCACGAAGACUGGAGCCGCUUCAUUCCAGUUUACAAGAAGACCUUACAGAACAAAGAGAAGGCAAAGGCUGUCAAGAAAGCCAAGAAAGAGAAGCUUCAGGCUUCACUCAAGAAGCAAGCCAAUAAAGAGAAAUCCGUUUUUCCACCUGCUCCACCGAAGCGCAAGGAGGAUAUCGCCAUGGAAAGCGGUAAGGCGUUCCUGGUAGGUCAAAAGCGGCGGAAACGCGAUGAUUUCAAGAUGGAGUAG
Trypanosoma brucei brucei TREU927 is the source of this 978-nucleotide messenger RNA. Its product is annotated as ribosomal RNA assembly protein, putative. Gene Ontology annotation, cellular component: small-subunit processome; nucleolus. Lineage: Eukaryota; Euglenozoa; Kinetoplastea; Trypanosomatida; Trypanosomatidae. Gene Ontology annotation, molecular function: RNA binding. The record is from RefSeq and is a predicted model, not a curated record. The coding region runs from base 1 to 978 and encodes 325 amino acids. The transcript has a single exon.